Molecule: messenger RNA, 1446 nt
Organism: Camellia sinensis
Lineage: Eukaryota; Viridiplantae; Streptophyta; Magnoliopsida; Ericales; Theaceae
Product: Pectin lyase-like superfamily protein
Biological process (GO): cell wall modification; pectin catabolic process
Molecular function (GO): pectinesterase activity
Source: RefSeq, a predicted model, not a curated record
UGCACUUUGGAAGUCCAAAACAAGAUUCCUUUCAAUAGUUUCUCUCUUUCCUCUCUCAUUCUCAUUCUCUUUCUCAUCCUCCAAUUAAUGCCUUGUUUUAGACACAUUUUCUAUAUCAUUAUCAUUCUUCUUCUAAAUGCAAGCCAAAUACUAUGUCACACCAAGGGCAUUAGACCCAAUAGAUCUUCACAAGGGAUUCAGCUUACAUUAAACAUGACACAAGUCCAAAUCUCAACACAGCAAUUCUUGAAAUGGGUUGAUUUUGUUGGUAGUCUCAGGCACUCCCUCUUCAGUACUGCAAUCAACAAGCUCGUGCCAUCUAUCACUCUCACCGUGGACAAGAAUCCGGUCACCGGAGACUUUACCACCAUUCAAGAUGCCAUUGAUUCUCUCCCUUUCAUUAAUCUUGUGAGGGUUGUGAUCAAGGUUCAUGCAGGAGUUUACACGGAAAAGGUCAAUAUACCUUCAUUAAAAUCAUUUAUAACCAUAGAAGGAGCAGGAGCAGAGAAAACAAUUGUUCAAUGGGGAGACACAGCUCAGACCCUUGGGCCAAAAGGGCUGCCUAUUGGGACCUAUGCUUCUGCUACUUUUGCUGUGAAUUCUCCAUAUUUCAUUGCCAAGAACAUCACAUUCAAGAACACAACACCAGUUCCAGCAGCAGGUGCAGUAGGAAAGCAAGCAGUGGCAUUUAGGAUAUCAGCAGAUACAGCAGCAUUUUUAGGGUGUAAAUUCUUGGGAGCACAGGACACACUGUAUGAUCAAUUGGGCAGGCAUUACUACAAGGAUUGCUACAUUGAAGGCUCUGUGGACUUCAUCUUUGGCAAUGGCCUCUCUUUGUUUGAGGGAUGUCACGUGCAUGCAAUAGCACAGGUAAUAGGGGCACUAACAGCACAGGGAAGACACAGCCUGUUGGAAGACACUGGUUUCUCCUUUCUCAACUGUAAGGUCACGGGCUCUGGUGCUCUCUACCUUGGGAGGGCUUGGGGUCCCUUCUCUAGGGUUGUCUUUGCCUACACUUACAUGGACAACAUUAUCAUCCCUAAAGGCUGGUAUAAUUGGGGUGACCCUGAUCGAGAAUUGACUGUGUUCUACGGGCAAUACAAGUGCACAGGACCAGGUGCAAAUUUUGCAGGAAGAGUGUCAUGGUCAAGAGAACUCACUGAUGAAGAAGCUAAGCCUUUUGUUUCUCUUGGCUUCAUUGAUGGCUCUGAAUGGAUCGAUUUACAAUAAUAAUAAAAUCAAAUAAAAUUUCUUCCGACAUAGUUUUAUUUUUUAUUUUUAGUUUUAGCUAUUAAUCUCUCUAAAUCACACCUCAAAUACAUACCAUGUCUAGUCAUACCCUCCUGAUGUGUAAUUUUUCUUCAUAUCACAAAGUUGUGACAGGUUAUAAUACAUGCUACUUUUUAUAUUCUCAUAAAGCUGUUAAUCAAAAUGUAUUAAAGUCUA